AUGUCCUAUUCGAGUAGUCUCACAGGGAAGGAGAGGUCGAGAUGGCCGCCUCUGACCCGCAUGCUGCAGUCCGGGGAGAUGACCGACGAAGCACCACGGGAGUUGUUCCUCAAAGAGAAGAUUGAUCGAUGGAUGGUGAACGAGGGAUAUCGAAGACUAUUCGUCUUCGUAUUUCUACUUCUACAUCUAAUGGUCUUCAUCUUCGGAAUGAUGAAUUAUGGCAUGACGGAUCGAUCCGUCAACGCUCGCGCCAUGUUAGGACUGACAUUCCCAAUAGCUCGCUCGGCGGCUCUCGUGCUUCACGUCGACAUUGCGCUGCUCUUGUUUCCAGUCUGCCGCAAUUUCAUCUCGAUGCUCCGGCGGACGCCUCUAAAUGGCAUCAUUCCGUUUGACAAGAACAUCACUUUCCACAAAUUGACUGCCUGGUCCAUCGUUUUCUUCUCCUGGGUUCACACCAUUGCCCAUUUGAACAAUGUUGCCCGAUUGGCGGCCUUCAACAAGAUUGGGUUCAAGGGAUUCAUCAAGCUAAAUUUUAUGACUGGUCCCGGAUGGUCCGGAUACGUCUUGAUAAUUACUCUCAUGCUCAUCGCUUGGACGGCCAUGGAGAAGCAGAAGAAGGCAAACUUUGAACGCUUCUGGUACACACAUCAUCUCUUCGUUGUCUUCUUUAUUUUCUGGUCCAUUCACGGCGCGUUCUGCAUGAUCAAGCCCGAUUUUGCACCCUUUUGCUCUGGUAUCGGCGUUUUCUGGGAAUACUGGAUGUUUGGCGGGUUCCUAUAUUUGGCAGAAAGAAUCUCAAGGGAGAUUCGAGGGCGACACAAGACCUUUGUCUCCAAGGUCAUCCAGCAUCCAAGCAAUGUUGUUGAGAUUCAGAUCAAGAAAGAGCACACCAAGACCCGGGCCGGACAGUACAUCUUUUUGUGUUGCCCUGAAGUCUCUGUCUGGCAAUACCACCCCUUCACUCUGACGAGCGCACCAGAGGAAGACUACAUUUCAGUUCACGUCCGAAUGGUAGGGAACUUCACCAAAGCUUUAGGCAAAGCUCUUGGUUGCGAAGAAUCUAGGAGGGGCGAUUCAAAGGGAGAAAAGGGGGCCGUGGUGAAGAGCAUCGAUGAUGAAGGACAAGCAACACUACGGAAGGUCCUUCCUCGCGUAUACAUCGACGGGCCUUUCGGAAGUGCAUCAGAGGAUGUGUUCAAGUUUGAGAUUGCCGUUCUCGUCGGUGCUGGUAUUGGCGUAACGCCCUUUGCAUCCAUUCUUAAGAGCAUCUGGUACCGUAUGAACUACCCCCAGGGCCGCACGCGUCUACGAAAAGUCUACUUCUUCUGGAUCUGCAGAGACUUCGGAUCUUUUGAGUGGUUCCGAUCUCUGCUCCUGGCUAUUGAGGCACAGGAUCUUGAGGACCAUAUUGAGAUCCACACAUACCUCACCGCCAAGAUCAAGGUAGACGACGCCACAAACAUCAUGAUCAACGACGCCAACGCCGAGCAAGACGCUAUCACCGGCCUACGCGCACCCACAAACUUCGGCCGCCCGAACUGGGACAUGAUUUUCAAGUCCAUCCGCAAGAUCCACGCACCCGCCGAAGCAGGCGUCUUCUUCUGCGGGCCCAAGCCGCUCGGCAGCGUGCUACACCAAAAGUGCAACAUGUACUCGGAGCCCGGCUUCAACUUUGUGUGGGGCAAGGAAAACUUUUAG
Messenger RNA from Mytilinidion resinicola, 1698 nucleotides. RefSeq lists its product as uncharacterized. Gene Ontology annotation, molecular function: superoxide-generating NAD(P)H oxidase activity. The transcript has 6 exons. The record is from RefSeq and is a predicted model, not a curated record. Bases 1 to 1698 code for a protein of 565 amino acids. NCBI's taxonomy places the organism in Eukaryota, Fungi, Ascomycota, Dothideomycetes, Mytilinidiales, Mytilinidiaceae. Gene Ontology annotation, cellular component: plasma membrane; NADPH oxidase complex. Gene Ontology annotation, biological process: defense response; superoxide anion generation.